Messenger RNA from Pelobates fuscus (common spadefoot toad), 2421 nucleotides. It is a transcript of the gene HHAT, whose product is annotated as hedgehog acyltransferase. The record is from RefSeq and is a predicted model, not a curated record. Gene Ontology annotation, cellular component: endoplasmic reticulum. The transcript is spliced from 13 exons. Gene Ontology annotation, biological process: protein palmitoylation. Gene Ontology annotation, molecular function: palmitoyltransferase activity. Lineage: Eukaryota; Metazoa; Chordata; Amphibia; Anura; Pelobatidae. The coding region runs from base 313 to 1851 and encodes 512 amino acids.
UCUAUCUAUGGGAAUGUUUAGAGAACAGAACUUGGAGGAUUCUAGGUUCCAAUAGACAGAAUUUUCAGCUUUAAUUGCAGCCUGUAAUGACUAAAUAUUUUAGAACACGUGAUGCCUCUGGACUAGAAUUCUUUUUACGCCAGAAGGGCUUUUCGCUCAAAGAAAUGAAGGCCGCCACCGCUGCCACAGCAUCUUAAAUUUUGGAUGCAUAAUAGAUUGUGGUUUUUCUACCAGGAUAGCCUCCAUGGAAUGUGACUGAAUAGGUUGAAAGCAAAGAACUGAAAUUGCAAGAUUAAGGACCAGUCAGGUGUAAUGAAUAUAGUUCCACUGCCUCAUUGGGAAUUCACCAUUUAUUUACUUCUUUCGAUUGGCAUCCACUUAUAUUCAUUCUAUGAGGUCUACCUAGCUUCUAAAGAACAUGAAAAGGAACUUGAUUAUGAAUUUGGCCUGGAAAAAGACCCCUACUUCUUGGGUCACAGAAAGGAUUCUAUGGAUUUUGAAUGGGGUUUCUGGACAGAAUGGGGACGCUGGCCUCUAAUAUGGCUCAUGCUGGGACAUGCCGUAGUAUCACAGCUUGCCAGAAUUUGGUUUAGAAAGCGCCGUCCAUGGUUCCUCAUGGUAUAUGGUAUGGUGGCUUGCUGGCUCGUCCUGGGAACCAAAGGACUAACAGUAAUUUUCCUCAACGUCGUUAUAUCCUACAAGGUGGCUGAAAUGAAAAUGCAUCUGGUAACAUGGCUCAGCUCAAUAGUAAUGCUUUUAAUAUUCCAUGUCAAGUCUGUGGAAAAUAUUCAGCGUGGCUGGUACGGCAGUGAAAACGAAUACCACUUGCUGCUGUUCACGCUGACUGUUCGCUGUUUAUAUUACACAAGUUUCAGCCUGGAAUAUUGUUCUCUGCAGGAAAAUGAGACCAUGGACAACUCCUUCUCUUCAAUGCUGGUCUAUGUAUUCUAUUACCCUGUGUUUCACAAUGGUCCUAUUAUGACCUAUGACGAAUUUAGUAACCAGUUACAGAAGCAAGAUGACGGUUGUACAGGUUUUGAUAUCUAUGGAUUAGUCCUGGAUGUAGCACGCUUACUUGUAUGGUGGUGGUUAGCAGAACUGAUGAUUCACCUUAUGUACAUGCAUGCAAUGUUCAGCAGUUAUCAUCUCCUAGAAGAAGCCUCUUUUUGGACCUUGGGUGGUUUAGCAUUGGCUCAGGUGUCUUUUUUUUAUGUGAAGUACCUAGUGCUAUAUGGGAUUCCAGCACUCCUUAUUCGAUUGGAUGGAAUGAAUCCACCUGCAUUGCCACGUUGUGUGAGCACUAUGUACAGCUUCACCAGAAUAUGGAGGAGCUUUGAUGUCGGCCUACACCGCUUUCUUGUAAGAUAUAUUUAUAUACCUAUGGGAGGUUCACAUUGUGGCUUCUGUGGAAUCUUGCUGUCUACUGCGUUUACGUUCGUAUUUAUGUGUUUGUGGCAUGGAGCCCAUGAAUAUCUGUGGUACUGGGCUUUGCUGAACUGGAUUGGAAUAAUAACGGAGCAAGGACUGAAAAAGCUACUUGCUGUGUCCACUGUCAAAAACAGAAUUAAUCAGUGGUUGUCACCAAAGCUGUAUCGCCAAAUCUAUGCCGCACUGGCAUCCAUUUCCACCGCUUUCUUAAUAUUUACCAACCUGAUAUUUCUUGGAGGUGAACACGUUGGAAAAAUCUACUGGAACCGAGUGUUUGUUCAAGGUUGGCCGUGGGUCCCUCUUGCAAUUUUUGGCUGUCUGUACUGCUUCUCUCAAAUCGGAAUCGAAUGGGAUACAUUUCACUUCCCCCAAUAUAAAGGAUCUUUUCCAUUAUGUACAAGUCCUAAGUUGGGAAAGAGCUGACUGUGAAUGCCUUCACUCCAUGUACAUCUUUAAAUGUGUAUGGACAUUGAUAAACUGAAAUGGUAAACCUGUCCUUUGCCUGCGCACGCUGUCUCUGGAUACUCGGCGAGUACUUAGCUGAACCGACAGACGUCACAGCGUGGUGUCUGGAUCUAAUAAAGAUUUGCAUUGUCUUGUAAUGAUCCAGAAAAUAACAGAAAUAGCGCUUUGCAUUUAUGUCAUUUUGUUGCAUAUUCUCACUGGAGAAAAAAUGAGCAGAACAUUACCUUCAAUGCUUGGGUUGUUGGUUGAGAACAAUCUAUUUACUUCACAACCCUGCAUCAUUGGAAGCACAGCCAUAAUCUUGGUUAAGAUGAAUAACAUGACUCCUAUCUGCAAUAUUUUGCCAGUAUACAUAGCCAUGCAAACUUUACUGUAUACAUGUAAGUACAUAAAGAGUAACUCAAGUCAUUCGGUAACUUCAAAUAAAUCCAAAAAACACUUUCAAUGAUACAAAAGGUACAAGAUUUAUUUUCUUUGUAUUUUUUUUUUUACUAUUCUAUGCAAUGACCCAUCAUUGUUCCUUUCUUA